Molecule: messenger RNA, 1562 nt
Organism: Lates calcarifer (barramundi perch)
Lineage: Eukaryota; Metazoa; Chordata; Actinopteri; Centropomidae
Gene: mrps27
Product: mitochondrial ribosomal protein S27
Exons: 11
Coding region: 49-1323 (424 amino acids)
Cellular component (GO): mitochondrion
Molecular function (GO): protein binding
Source: RefSeq, a predicted model, not a curated record
UUGAGGGGACGCUCCCCCGCCCUGGCAACGAAGUGGUAUCGUCCAAAGAUGGCAUCCUCCGUGUUGAAACGAUGUGUGACUGCAGCUGUCAAAGUUAAACGUUUAUCUCCGUCUUUCUCAGCUAGGAGAUGGUUGCUCUCAGCAGCUUACACCGACACCAAACUGUGGGAGGCGAGAGAGAAAGAUCCUCAGAACCUGGCUGAACUGGCUGCCAUUAUGGACAGGACAUAUGACAAGAAUCUCCCAGUCAGCUCUCUGACUGUGUCGCGGUUUGUUGAAAACAUAUCAUGUCAGGAGGAAAUUGAUCAAGCAGAGUACUACCUUUACAAGUUUCGUCACAGUCCAAACUGUUGGUACCUGCGAGACUGGACGGUUCACAGCUGGAUCAGACAGUGUCUAAAGUACGGGGCCAGUGAGAAGGCUCUGUACACACUUAAAAACAAGGUCCAGUAUGGAAUAUUCCCAGAUGACUUCACCUUCAACCUGCUCAUAGAUCUUUACAUUAAGGAUGGAGACUUUAAAAGUGCGUGCUCUGUAGUGGAAGAGGUGAUGCUUCAGGAGGCCUUCAACCUUCCCACCACACAGAUCCUGUCUCUGUAUGCUCUGGGCAGUUACCUAGCAACCAGACCACAACUCACUGUGUCAGAGGAGCGAGUUUUGGGGGCAUCACUGCUUAUCUGUGGACUGACACAAGACAGCACUAUUGGCCUCAGCGCCCAACUACUUGGCAAUGCUCUCCUCGGCAAGGUGGAGAAUUUAAAGGGCAUUCAUGCCGUGUUCAGAGGGAUGCCUCUCUUCUGGGGUCGUGGAUAUAUGAGCCGAGCGCUGGAUGUCAUGGAGAGAGUGGCUGCUGCUUCCGGUGACAUUAAGCUUUCCAAAGACACACUGGCCUAUGUGAAUGACUUGCUGCAGGAGCUGUCCUCCACCUCAGACUCUGGCUCUUCUGGAGAGGAGUCAGGAGGUGAGGAGGACAAGAAGGAAGAAACUGUAGACGAAGAUGAUGCGGCUGAGCAGGCUAAGCUACCUCAGUAUGCCAGCAGAUUCAAGGAACUGAGCAGCCAGCUGGAGUCUCAGGGUAAAGUGGACUCUACCUCCUUCCACGACUUAGUGACCGCUCUGGCCCAGCAGAACCUGGCCGCUGCAGAGAAACCGGACCUGGAGCAGUACGAGAGCCGGGUGCAGGCCUGGGAGGCCGAGAAGAAGCAGCUGAUCCAGAGAGAGAAGGAAAUGAGGAUGAAGGCUGAGCAGGAGAGACAGGAGAGGUUAGCUGCCAAGGCUGCGGCUCAGCAAGGCGUAAAAGACACUGAGGAUGGAGCUGAAUAAGGAUCACCAAACUAUUCUUUGAGUAUGUACAUCAAAAUUGUGUAUACUUAAGAGAUAGAAUUAAGAGUUUUGUGUCCCUAAAAUUGUUGAAUAUCAACAUUGUUAACAUUACAUCUGGUUGUGUCACUUUGUAUAUAUUAGUUAUUGUGUGCUUAUGUGAUAAGUAUUGCUCUGUUUUCAUAGAAUUAAAUAGGGCUAACAUAAGUAUACUGUCACAUUAAAAUCGAUUUCCAUUUUCA